AUGGUACUUGCUCGCCACGCAGUUGAAUUAGACAUCCCUGCUCAAGAACCUGGUCGUUAUGACGAAGGUUUCUGCACUGCUGGCUCCGGGCUAUUGGGUCAUCAGGCCAUGACACCAAGAACUCAAACUCGGGGAUACUUAGCGUUGCAGCAUGCAGCUACAAUCCAAUCCAGUGCUCUGCAGGCUUCAGACCAAUGGGCAAAGUUAGCUUCUGAACCAGCGCCCACCGGUGCUGCAGCGCUCUGCGGAUAA
This is a messenger RNA of Fusarium odoratissimum NRRL 54006, 252 nucleotides long. RefSeq lists its product as uncharacterized. The record is from RefSeq and is a predicted model, not a curated record. Lineage: Eukaryota; Fungi; Ascomycota; Sordariomycetes; Hypocreales; Nectriaceae. The coding region runs from base 1 to 252 and encodes 83 amino acids. The transcript has a single exon.